AUGUGCGUUGACAAAGAGCAUUGUAAAGUAAGUGAUUUAGAAAAACAAUCAACUGACCCAUCAGAGUUCCCCGAUACCGAUUCAAAAGUAUCAAAAAUUGGUAAGGUUGCAUUUAUUGACCGAAUCGCAGCUAAACUUAAAGUUGAAACAAAGGGGAUUGAGCCUAUAACUGAUGCUGAAAAAAAUGAUUGUUCUAUCCUGGGUUCGGCCUCAAUUUGGUUCUCCGCCAACAUGGUUAUAGCUGCCUUUGCUUUAGGUUGUUUGGGGCCAACAGUCUUUUAUCUUAACUUCUGGGAGUCAACAAUCACUAUCAUUUUCUUCUCAAUUUUGGGUCUACUUCCGGUUGCUUUUUUCUCUGUAUUUGGGGCUGAAUUGGGGCUAAGACAGAUGAUAUUAUCUCGCUAUCUUUUAGGUAACAUUACAGCGAGAAUUUUUGCGUUGAUAAAUGUUAUUGCCUGCAUUGGUUGGGGUGUCGUCAACACUGUGGCUUCCGCACAGCUACUACAUAUGAUAAACCCAACUGGCUCUAGGUGUCCACCUUGGGCAGGAUGCUUGAUUAUAUCCAUUUCAACUAUUCUUAUCACUUUUUUUGGUUAUAAUGUUAUCCAUGUUUACGAACAGGUUUGCUGGAUUCCCAACUUUGCCGUUUUCUUGGUCAUAAUUGCACGCUUGAAAAUAUCUGGUAAUUUUGUCACUGGCGACUGGGUAAGUGGAAAAACGACUGCUGGAGAGAUUUUAUCAUUUGGCGGUAUUGUGUUUGGUUUUGCAGCAGGCUGGACUACAUAUGCUGCAGACUAUACUGUAUACAUGCCAAGAUCAACUAGUAAAUUGAGAAUUUUUUUUACUAUGGUUAUUGGCCUAACAUUACCGCUGUGCUUUACAAUCAUUUUAGGCGCAGCUGCGGGAAUGGGAACUUGGAAGAGUGAUAAGUGGGCAGAAAAUUACAAUAACGAGGGAGUUGGAGGCUUAAUCUAUGGUAUUCUAGUUGAGAACUCUUUACAUGGCUUUGGUCAGUUUUGUUGUGUUCUUUUAGCUAUGUCUACAGUGGCAAAUCUUAUCCCUAACAUGUAUUCCAUAGCCUUAGGAACUCAAGCACUUUGGGAGCCUCUAGCUAAAAUCCCUAGAGUAUUUUGGACUUGUUUGGGAAAUUUACUGACUUUAGCAAUUGCCAUCCCUGCAUACUACAAAUUUAACACUUUUAUGUCGAAUUUCAUGGAUGCUAUUUCAUACUACUUAGGAAUCUACAUUGGAAUUUCUUUGAGUGAACAUUUUUUUUAUAGAAAAGGAUUUAAGAACUACAGGAUUAAUGACUGGAAUGAUUGGAACAAGUUACCAAUUGGGAUUGCUGGUACUGGUGCUCUCGUUUUAGGUGCCGUUGGUGUUGCUCUGGGAAUGGCUCAAACCUACUGGGUUGGUGAAAUCGCUGCUUAUAUUGGAGAAUUUGGAGGAGACAUUGGGUUUGAGCUUGGAUUCGGAUUUUCAGCACUAACCUACAAUAUAUUGAGACCUAUUGAAAUCAAAUACUUUGGACGUUAG
Molecule: messenger RNA, 1536 nt
Organism: Lachancea fermentati
Lineage: Eukaryota; Fungi; Ascomycota; Saccharomycetes; Saccharomycetales; Saccharomycetaceae
Source: the annotation of a GenBank genome assembly